Molecule: messenger RNA, 1795 nt
Organism: Oryctolagus cuniculus (rabbit)
Lineage: Eukaryota; Metazoa; Chordata; Mammalia; Lagomorpha; Leporidae
Gene: LORICRIN
Product: loricrin cornified envelope precursor protein
Cellular component (GO): cornified envelope
Molecular function (GO): structural constituent of skin epidermis
Source: RefSeq, a predicted model, not a curated record
AAGUCGGCCCGGAUCAAUAGAUGAGUCAGCUCUGGAGAAGAGUAUAAAACCUCAGCAGUGCAGGGCUCCUCACAACACCAGCAUCUCUCCUCACUCAUUCUUCCUGGUGCUUCGGGGUCCCCUUCCUGUUCAACAAGAUGUCUCAUCAGAAAAAGCAGCCCACUCCCUACCCGCCCGUGAGUUGCGGGAAGACCUCUGGCGGCGGCGGCGGCGGCGGCGGCGGCGGCGGUGGCUGCGGCUUCUAUAGCGGCGGUGGCGGCUCCAGCUGCGGCGGCGGCGGCGGUGGAGGCGGCGGCUCCAGCUACGGCGGCAGCAGCGGCGGCGGCGGUGUCAAGCACUCCGGAGGCGGUGGCGGCGGCGGCGGCGGCCACAGCCACAGCCACAUUUGCUGCGGCGGCCACUCCGGCGGCGGCGGCGGCGGCGGCGGCGGCCACAGCCACAGCCACAUUUGCUGCGGCGGCCACUCCGGCGGUGGCAGCUCCGGAAGCUGCGGCGGAGGCUCUGGUGGCGGCGUCAAGUACUCCGGCGGCGGCGGCGGCUCUUCCGGGGGCGGCGGCUGCUACUCCAGCUGUGGCGGCGGCGGCUCCAGCUGCGGAGGCGGCUCCUCCGGGGGCGGCGGCGGCUCCAGCUGCGGCGGUGGCUCUUCGGGAGGCGGCGGCGGCGGCCAGCUGUACCACUGCCACAGUUACGGCGGCGGCUCUAGCGGCGGCGGCUCCAGCUGCGGCGGUGGCUCUAGCGGGGGCGGCUCCAGCGGCGGCGGCCAGCUGUACCAGUGCCACAGCUACGGCGGCGGCUCUAGCGGCGGCGGCUCCAGCUGCGGCGGUGGCUCUAGCGGCGGCGGCUCCAGCUACGGCGGCGGCUCUAGCGGCGGCGGCUCCAGCUGCGGCGGUGGCUCUAGUGGGGGCGGCUCCAGCGGCGGCGGCCAGCUGUACCAGUGCCACAGCUACGGCGGCGGCUCUAGCGGCGGCGGCUCCAGCUGCGGCGGUGGCUCUAGCGGCGGCGGCUCCAGCUACGGCGGCGGCUCUAGCGGCGGCGGCUCCAGCUGCGGCGGCGGCUCCUCGGGCGGUGGCGGCGGCGGCCAGCUGUACCAGUGCCAAAGCUACGGCGGCGGCUCUAGCGGCGGCUCCAGCUGUGGCGGUGGCUCCAGCGGCGGCGGUUCCAGCUGCGGCGGCGGCGGCGGCUCCUCCGGCGGCGGCGGCGGCUCGGGCUACUUCUCGCAGCAUUCCACCCAGAGCUCGUGCGCGCCCCAGCAGAGCUAUGGCGGGGAGUCGUCCGGCUGCGGCGGCUCGUCCGGGGGCAGCAGCGGCGGCGGCGGCGGCGGCGGCGGCUGCUGUUUCUCCAGCGGUGGGGGCGGCGGCGGCUGUGGCUCCUCCGGGGGCAGCUCCGGCUGCGGGGGCGGCUCCUCCGGGGGCAGCUCCGGCUGCGGGGGCGGCUCCUCCGGGGGCGGCUCCUCCGGGGGCAGCUCCGGCUGCGGGGGCGGCUCCUCCGGGGGCGGCAAGGGCGUCCCGGUGUGCCACCAGACCCAGCAGAAGCAGGCGCCUACCUGGCCAUGCAAAUAAGGCCCCCGGGUUACCACGGAGACGGAGGAGCUGCCGGUGUUCUCCGUGGGCGCCCGUGGGCUUAGCGCUCUCAUGAUAUUGCACAAAGUUUCCAACUCCUUGAAGUCCGACUCACCUGGAAGAAGCCGCUGAAAGCUCAGGCUGCAUCUUGUUCUGCGGUUUUCCUCCUUGGUUUCUGUACAACUACCUCCCGACCUCAGUGCCUCAGCAGUCAAUAAAAUUGCAAUUCAUGGGAA